Molecule: messenger RNA, 2221 nt
Organism: Amphiprion ocellaris (clown anemonefish)
Lineage: Eukaryota; Metazoa; Chordata; Actinopteri; Pomacentridae
Product: UDP-glucuronosyltransferase 2A1-like
Exons: 2
Coding region: 116-1696 (526 amino acids)
Molecular function (GO): UDP-glycosyltransferase activity
Source: RefSeq, a predicted model, not a curated record
CCCUAUCUCAGCUCCUCCCCUCAAGCUUAAAUAAAUACAGACUCAGAUUUAACGUAGCAGCUCUGUUAAAAAAAUUCUCUAAUUUUCCCUGUGUGAAGGAGCAAUACAGACCACAAUGAGGCUGAUAUAUCUCUGCAGUGCUUUGCUGCUGCUCAUCCUUCUGCCCAGAACCUGUCAAGGUGGCAACAUCUUGGUCUUUCCUACUGAAGGCAGCCACUGGAUAAACAUGGAUAUUCUCCUUCAAGCUCUGCACUCCAGAGGACACAAUUUAACUAUUAUUCGUGCUAACAAAAGCUGGUACAUCAAGGAUAACUCCACGUAUUACAGUACCUACACAGUUCCAGUAGACAGUACCUUAGAAAAGGAGUUCAUCAUUAGAGUAGUUUCUGAGAUCAUAGAUUUUGAGCGAGGAGCUCAUCCCUUGAUGAGUUUUCUUGGUUCAACUGUGGGCAUGUUAGGCACGAUUGUUGAAGCUCAUGAAGGUGUGCAUGAAUUUGUAACAACCAUGUUAGAUGACAGAGAGUUGAUUAGAAAGUUGAAUGACACCAAGUUUGACCUAGUACUCACUGACCCCUGGUGGGGAGGUGGAGCCAUUUUGGCCAAAUAUUUGAACCUUCCUUUGGUUUAUAAUGUUCGCUGGUUAAUAGCUGGAGAAGCUCAUUUUGGCAUUGCCCCUUCACCCUUAUCUUAUAUUCCUGUAACACAAUCGCGUUGCACUGAUAAGAUGACCUUUUUUCAGAGAGUUAAAAAUGUGAUUGUACAUCUAAUAAGCCAAACACAAAUUUAUCUGGUCAAUCAGAUAUACCAGAAAAUAUGUGACAAAUAUCUUGGACCAAAUAAUGAUUUUUACCAGUUAAUGAUUGAUGCAGACAUCUGGCUGAUGAGAGUGGACUUUGUGUUUGAUUAUCCACGCCCCACAAUGCCUAAUGUUGUGUACAUGGGAGGGUUCCAGUGUAAACCUGCUAAACCUCUGCCUCAACACUUGGAGGAGUUUGUGCAGAGUUCUGGAGAGCAUGGAGUCAUCAUCAUGUCUCUGGGGACUUUUGUGAGUGAACUACCUGCUGACAUGGCAAAUGAGAUCGCUGCAGCUUUUGCUAAACUUCCUCAGAAAGUCAUCUGGAGGUAUAAAGGCAGCAGACCAUCCACUCUGGCCAACAACACUUUAUUGGUGGACUGGAUGCCUCAGAACGACCUUCUAGGACAUCCUAAAGUAAAAGUGUUUGUGGCUCAUGGAGGAACAAACGGAGUCCAAGAAGCUCUUUAUCAUGGAGUCCCAGUUGUGGGCAUCCCCUUGUUUUUUGACCAAUAUGACAACCUGAUCCGACUAGAAGACAGAGGAGGAGCUAAGAUUCUUACAUUAUCUACAGUGGACAAAGACAACAACUUCCUAAGGGCUUUACGGCAGAUCCUGAAUGAACCCUCCUACAGGAUGAACAUGCAGAGACUCUCCAGGCUGCACAGAGAUCAGCCAAUAACACCAAUGGAUAACGCCCUCUUCUGGAUCGAGUUUGUCAUGAGACACAAAGGUGCAGCUCACCUGAAACCAGCAUCACUCAGAAUGUCCUGGUAUUCCUACCACUCUGUAGACGUAGCUCUGUUCCUGGGUGGAGCUGUGCUGCUCAUGCUUCUAUCUACUUUCUUCUUGAUUAGGUGUUUGUGUAAUGCAAUGUGUAAACCUAAAGUGAAACGUGAGUAAUGAUUGAAAAAAUAUAUAGCACGUUUUGUACAAGAAAUUUAUCUCUAGAAUAAAAUACCGAUAUGUAAAUGGUUAAAUUUUUCCUGUGAUGACAAGAUUUGAGAGUUGACACAGCAUAUCUACAGUCACUAAGCAAUGUCAUGAUUUUGUAGAAAAAUAUUUUAUAGAUUGUCUCUUCAGAAAGAUCCCAGGCUGGGAUGUGAUCCAGGGAUCUUCUGACUAUGGGGCGAUAGUGCUAACCACCGAUUCACUGUGACAGAACAUGACUUACAUGAAAUUGAUUGAAAAAUUAAACACCAAUGUGGAGAUGGAUUCAUCUAUUCCUGAUAUUAUUUUAAGGUUUAAGAAUUAAUACAACAAAUCUACACUUAAAAAGCAAUGUCAUGAUUCUAUGGAGAAAAUGGUUUACAGGUUUUGAUUUUCUCUAUAUUUAAUAUUGUAUUCUCUCAUUUGAAUGAAGUAAAUAGUUAUUGUGAGCAUCUGCAUAAAUACUGUAGAAAUAAAACAGCUGGAUAUUUAUAGUUA